This is a messenger RNA of Budorcas taxicolor (takin), 1644 nucleotides long. It is a transcript of the gene LRRC28, whose product is annotated as leucine rich repeat containing 28. NCBI's taxonomy places the organism in Eukaryota, Metazoa, Chordata, Mammalia, Artiodactyla, Bovidae. Gene Ontology annotation, molecular function: protein binding. The record is from RefSeq and is a predicted model, not a curated record. The coding region runs from base 186 to 1316 and encodes 376 amino acids. The transcript is spliced from 11 exons.
GCCCCGCCCCGCCCCGCUUUCGCCCGCGCCCCGCCCCGUCGCCGCCGGCGCUCCGCCCCGCCUGCCGAGCCCGGGCUAGCAGUCCGGCGCCCCUCAGCUCGGGAGCGCUGGCUCCGCCGGCAGAGAAAUGGACCAGUUUUGACAAGAUGUAGUACUGCAGCGUGCCUGAUGGAUUAUGUUCAGCCAUGGCAUCCGAACUUUGUAAGACGAUCUCUGUGGCAAGGCUGGAAAAGCACAAGAAUUUGUUCUUAAAUUACAGGAAUCUGCAGCAUUUCCCAUUGGAGUUACUGAAAGAUGAGGGACUACAGUACUUGGAGAGACUCUACAUGAAAAGGAACUCCCUUACAACCUUGCCAGAAAACCUUGCUCAGAAGCUUCCAAACCUUGUGGAACUGUAUCUUCACUCAAAUAACAUAGUUGUGGUUCCGGAAGCCAUUGGGUCCCUUGUAAAACUACAAUGUUUGGAUCUUAGUGACAAUGCCUUAGAAAUCGUUUGCCCAGAAAUUGGUCGUCUGAGAGCUUUACGUCAUCUUCGAUUAGCUAAUAACCAGCUGCAAUUCCUACCUCCAGAGGUUGGCGAUUUGAAGGAGCUGCAGACACUAGACAUUUCUACCAAUCGUUUGCUAACUUUACCCGAGAGGCUUCACCUGUGCCUUUCUCUGCAGUACCUCACUGUGGACCGAAAUCGUCUAUGGUGUGUGCCGCGCCACCUCUGCCAGCUGCCCAGCCUCAAUGAGCUCUCCAUGGCUGGAAACCGUCUUGCAUUUUUGCCACUUGAUUUAGGUCGAUCUCGAGAACUUCAAUAUGUGUACGUGGAUAACAACAUUCAUCUGAAAGGCUUGCCAUCCUUUCUGUACAACAAAGUCAUCGGGUGCAGUGGCUGUGGUGCUCCCAUUCAAGUUUCUGAGGUGAAGCUGCUUUCCUUUUCAUCGGGGCAACUAACCGUUUUCCUCCCUGCUGAGGUGAAGGCCAUAGGGACAGAGAAGGAUCAUGUCCUGCCUCUGCAGGAGCUGGCCAUGAGGACUCUGCAUCACACCUACCACGCUUCUCUAAAAGAUCUGGACUUUCUGUCUCCAGUCUCGUUACCCAGAAGUCUCCUGGAGCUGCUGCACUGCCCCCUGGGGCACUGCCACCGGUGCAGCGAGCCCAUGUUUACGAUUGUCUACCCCAAGCUCUUUCCCUUGAGAGAGACGCCAAUGGCAGGGCUGCACCAGGGAAUGAGAGCAAGCGUGGGCAGGGUACUGCACCUCUCAGAGCCUCAGAAUGGAGCUGGAACAGCCUGCUGGGCAGGGCAUCUGAGGAUCAGCAGACGAUGAAGGCAGACACCUGGCACAUAAUGGGUGCUCAGCAAAUGGAGGACAACUGUGAGUUUUGUGGCUUACUGCUGCUCCACCCAGUGUCUGCAGACUUUCGACCUACUGAGUUGAUAAACACUCAAGAGCCUCAGGAGUUGUGCCAGCUUGACACUGCAGUUGCCUGCAUAUCACACACGGUGCGGCCAAAGGGGUGGAGAGUCCAGCCAGCCCAGCAGCCCUUGCGCCCUGCCACACUCGGAGACUACAGGACUCUGGAAACGUCACGAUCGAGCUUCAGAACUGAAAUGCCUUCCCCCAAGUUGGAAUAUAUCCUCCCCCAAAUUAAGAA